Molecule: messenger RNA, 243 nt
Organism: Rotaria sordida
Lineage: Eukaryota; Metazoa; Rotifera; Eurotatoria; Philodinida; Philodinidae
Source: the annotation of a GenBank genome assembly
AUGAUCGAUUUAGUUAAAAUUUGUGGAUGGAAAUUUGAAAAAAACUUUACAGCUGUUAAACAAGGUGAAUGUUUUGAUUUAUUACGUAUAAAUAGUUCAAGAAAAUCGACAAUAUUUACAAUGUUAACUGGAGAAAUUUCAAUGACAGAUGACAAUGCAUUUGUCAAUAAUUGUAGUGUUAUUAAACAGUUAGAUGCUAUUCAUCAAAAUUUAGGCCAUGACACAAAAAGCAAAAAAGAAUAA